This is a messenger RNA of Artibeus jamaicensis (Jamaican fruit-eating bat), 4646 nucleotides long. RefSeq names its product striatin interacting protein 2 (gene STRIP2). Gene Ontology annotation, biological process: cytoskeleton organization. NCBI's taxonomy places the organism in Eukaryota, Metazoa, Chordata, Mammalia, Chiroptera, Phyllostomidae. The record is from RefSeq and is a predicted model, not a curated record. The coding region runs from base 45 to 2552 and encodes 835 amino acids. Gene Ontology annotation, cellular component: cytosol. The transcript has 21 exons.
CAAAGAGCUCUGAGCAGCUGAGGGGAGCCGCUGACCAGAGCCGCAUGGAGGACCCCGUGGCGCCGGGGGCCGGGAGCCCGACCGCCAAUGGCAACGGCAACGGCGGAGGCGGCAAAGGGAAGCCGGCGUCGCCUAAGGGCCGGGAAGCGUUCAAAAGCCAGCGGCGGGAGUCGGAGGGCUCUGUGGACUGCCCCACUCUGGAAUUUGAAUAUGGAGAUGCGGAUGGGCACGCAGCAGAGUUGUCAGAAUUGUACAGCUACACUGAAAACCUGGAAUUCACCACCAACAGGAGGUGCUUUGAAGAAGAUUUCAAGACUCAAGUGCAGGGCAAGGAGUGGCUGGAGUUGGAGGAAGAUGCCCAGAAGGCCUAUGUGAUGGGACUCCUGGACCGGCUGGAGGUGGUCAGUAGGGAGCGGCGACUGAAGGUAGCCCGGGCUGUUCUCUACCUGGCCCAAGGAACGUUUGGGGAGUGUGAUUCAGAGGUUGAUGUGCUACACUGGUCCAGGUACAACUGCUUCCUGCUCUAUCAGAUGGGGACCUUCUCGGCCUUCUUGGAGCUACUCCACAUGGAAAUCGACAACAGCCAGGCCUGUAGCAGUGCUCUUCGGAAACCAGCCAUCUCCAUUGCUGAUAGCACAGAGCUCCGGGUUCUCCUGAGUGUCAUGUACCUGAUGGUGGAAAAUAUCCGCCUAGAGCGAGAAACAGACUCCUACAGGUGGAGGACUGCCCGGGAGACCUUCCGCACGGAAUUAAGUUUCUCCAUGCACAAUGAGGAGCCUUUUGCCCUUCUGCUUUUCUCCAUGGUUACCAAGUUCUGCAGCGGCCUGGCUGCCCACUUUCCCAUAAAGAAGGUCCUGCUUCUGCUCUGGAAGGUGGUCAUGUUUACCCUCGGUGGAUUUGAGCACCUACAGGCUCUCAAAGUACAGAAGCGCGCAGAAUUGGGCCUGCCGCCGCUGGCUGAGGACAGCAUCCAAGUAGUGAAGAGCAUGCGUGCUGCCUCCCCGCCUUCUUACACUCUCGACCUGGGGGAGUCUCAGCUGGCACCCCCACCCUCCAAGUUGCGAGGCCGUCGUGGUUCUCGAAGGCAACUCCUCACUAAGCAAGACAGCCUGGACAUUUACAACGAAAGAGAUCUCUUUAAGACUGAGGAACCGGCCACAGAGGAGGAAGAGGAGUCUGCUGGCGAUGGAGAGCGAACCUUGGAUGGAGAGUUAGACCUGCUGGAGCAGGACCCUCUCGUGCCGCCUCCACCCUCGCAGGCACCCCUCUCGGCUGAGCGGGUGGCUUUUCCCAAGGGCCUACCCUGGGCCCCCAAGGUCAGACAGAAGGACAUUGAGCACUUCUUGGAGCUGAGCAGGAACAAGUUCAUCGGAUUCACUCUGGGGCAGGACACAGAAACCUUGGUUGGGUUACCCAGGCCCAUCCAUGAGAGUGUGAAGACCCUAAAGCAGCACAAAUACAUCUCCAUCGCAGAUGUUCAGAUCAAGAAUGAGGAGGAGCUGGAGAAGUGCCCCAUGUCUCUGGGGGAAGAGGUGGUGCCAGAGACGCCAUGUGAAAUCCUCUACCAGGGCAUGCUGUACAGCCUCCCCCAGUACAUGAUUGCUCUGCUUAAGAUUCUGCUGGCUGCAGCCCCCACCUCCAAGGCUAAGACAGACUCUAUCAAUAUCCUGGCCGACGUUCUGCCCGAGGAGAUGCCCAUCACUGUUCUCCAGAGCAUGAAGCUGGGCAUCGAUGUGAACAGGCACAAGGAGAUCAUUGUAAAGAGUAUCUCUGCCCUGCUCCUGCUACUCCUCAAACACUUCAAACUGAACCACAUCUACCAGUUCGAAUAUGUAUCACAACAUUUGGUAUUUGCCAACUGCAUUCCACUGAUCCUGAAGUUCUUCAAUCAAAAUAUUUUGUCCUACAUCACUGCUAAAAACAGCAUCUCGGUCCUGGAUUACCCUUGCUGUACCAUCCAGGAUUUGCCGGAACUUACUACGGAGAGUCUGGAAGCUGGAGACAACAACCAGUUCUGCUGGAGGAACCUCUUUUCCUGCAUCAACCUUCUGAGGCUGCUCAAUAAACUGACCAAAUGGAAGCAUUCCAGAACCAUGAUGCUAGUGGUGUUCAAAUCUGCUCCAAUCUUAAAGCGGGCCCUAAAGGUCAAACAGGCCAUGCUGCAACUUUACGUCCUGAAGCUGCUAAAAAUACAGACCAAGUACCUGGGGCGCCAGUGGAGGAAAAGCAACAUGAAAACCAUGUCGGCCAUUUACCAGAAAGUGCGCCACCGCAUGAAUGAUGACUGGGCUUACGGGAACGACAUCGAUGCUAGGCCGUGGGACUUCCAAGCAGAGGAAUGCACCUUGAGAGCCAACAUUGAGGCUUUUAAUAGCCGCCGAUAUGACAGACCUCAGGACUCUGAAUUUUCACCUGUGGAUAACUGCUUGCAGAGUGUGCUGGGGCAGAGGCUGGAUCUGCCUGAGGAUUUCCACUAUUCAUAUGAGAUCUGGCUGGAAAGAGAGGUGUUUUCACAGCCCAUCUGUUGGGAAGAGCUGCUCCAGAAUCACUAAGCUCUUGUCAACAAACCGUCUGAUAGAUGGGGGUUGGCUCCAAUAAAUGGUGCUCUGCCUACCCUGCUCAUUCAGCCUCUGUUUCCAGCUCCAGAAGUGCUUGUCCAGGGGAGAGCUGGCCCAGUCCAAGGGCAUUCUGGGGGCUAUUGUACCCAGAGAUACUGCAAGGAUAGGAUCCUGAGUCCCCAAGAAAUGAUGAACUUACUCGGGUCAUUUGGGUGCCGGGUGGCCUUGGAAAUCUCUUGCUGGUCUUUGACAGGCUCUUUCAUGGGACUGCCCCUUGCUUGAGUGUUCCCUGGAACUAGCCUCGGCUUUACUGGCCCCAGGAGUGCAAACGAGUUUAUGAUGGCAUUUGGCCCGUGGCAUUCAUCACAGUCGUGGGAGGUGCAUGUCACAGAAGAGGGAGGACAUCUUGCUUCCCCUGGAUUCCUAGGACUUAAGCAGAGAUUUGGCAAAACCAACUUUGAAAUUAAGUCCAUAUUUUAAAUUUAAAAUUUUGACACCUCUUUCUACAAUCAUUAGCUCUAAGAUGAUUUUGGAGCAUCUGCAUCUUCUUUGUGAAAAAUGAUGAUUUACUGUUACCUAAAUACUGCAUGUUAGAGAAAGGCGCGUGUUAGAAAGUGUUCUUCCUUUAGUCCCUCGGAGGUGUAUGUUCAGUGUGAAAGUGAUUUCCUUGCAUCCUCAGUGCAGGGCACGGAGUGUCCUGCCACAACCAGUGUGAAAUGGUCAGGCAUACCCUAAGGUGGUUCCAUGUUUUUUCUGAAACUACCUUCGUCUUAAAAUGACUGAGUACUACUGCAGAAAAUCAUUAUUUUCAUCCAACUUAUUUUUUAAAUGACCAGUUAGCUACAGAUGGUUUUAUUUAUUGAUAAUGGUGUGUCCAUUUGUGUUCAUGAUCGAUUAUUGAACAAGAUAGCUGACCAUUUUUCUGCUCCUAUGUUGAUUAAUGAUUAAUUUUCUUUGUUACUGGUUUCAGAGUGGCAUGCAAAAAUUUAGCAAUACUAUUUCCACCUAAAAGUAUUGCAGAUUUCUUUGAAAGUAUGAGUUGAUGCACUAACCUCUUUAAACUUCUUUUAUAGCAGAAUCACAUACUUCCCCCCAGAAACAAGGGUUUUAGAAAAGUUUCUGAUUCAGUCAGAAUUAUUUCAUUUCUCUUCUGUUCCCACAAUUGUCAUCUAUAUUUUCAAGCUUUUAUAAUUUUAAGUCCCCCACCCCCAGUGUAGACACUACUGGAUUGUUUUUCUGACUGCAACAAGCCACUUUAAUUAUGCCAGAAGGUAUAUUCAAAAUUGGUGUACUUAUACUCUGUCCUUUGUCAACCGUGGUAUCGUGUGGAAGUCAUGAUUAAGUUACAAGCCAUAUCCAGAGGAACUAUAUCAAAACUAAUGAAAACUUGGGUUCCACCUCUUUGUGCAUUUAGGGUAGCAGGGAUUUCUGUUUUUAUGGAAAGGUCAUGUAAAUAUGUAAUAGAAGAAAUUUCUUAAAAUAAUUUAUAAAUUUUAUCAAAGUUUACUGAGCAUAUCAUGUAUGAAUGCUAUUAAUCUAUAAUCUUAAUGUGAUUUAAGUAAAAAGAUAACUUUCAAGGAAAGAGCAGUCAUUAAUCUAUUUCUUUUAAAGCCAUAUAGUAUUUAAUUUAUGUCAAGAACAAAUAAGUUGACCUUUUAGAAAUAUGCACGUGAAUGCUUUCUGAGGCCUGGAAGUACGAAAAACCUUAACAUUUCAUAGUUUCUUACUAAUCUUCUCUAAGGGAAGAUUAAUCCUCAGUGCAGAUGGAGAAAUUGCAGCACCAAGGAUAAGUGAUUAGUUUCAAAUCACAUCAUUUUUCCACUGACUCGCUGGAACUACUAUUCAGGUGUUGACAGUCAGCCCCAUAGGUUAAGACUGAAUAUCCCCAUUUGAGAACCCAUGUGUGUGGUUAGGAAUAAAUUCAGAUUGGUCACCUUCCAAUGGCAAUCACUGUUACUUCAUAGAAGAAUAUUGUUCGAGUGAUUCAUUAAGUAGAGGAUUUUUAUUUGUAUGUCAGGAAAGUUUGUGUUGAUUGUUGAUAACACUUUAUUUACUGAAGCACUUUAAUAAAAAGAAAAUUGAACUGGA